Acanthosepion pharaonis is the source of this 4200-nucleotide messenger RNA. NCBI's taxonomy places the organism in Eukaryota, Metazoa, Mollusca, Cephalopoda, Sepiida, Sepiidae. The record is from the annotation of a GenBank genome assembly.
AUGCCAUUGUGCCUGCGAGCCGGGACACUCUCUCUCUCUCUCUCUCUCUCUCUCUCUCUCUCUCUCAUUUCUUUUGUGGAUGAUAUUUUGAAUGAGGUUUUGCAUACAUUAUGGAAAACUUUGUCCUGCAGGAAAAAAGGCACAAUCAAAUUUGUUGCCAUUCACCGUAUUGAGAAAGUGAAAAGAUGUGAAUUGACAAAUACAGUGCGCAUGAUCCAUGAUUUGAACCAUCCAAACGUUGUAAAAUUUGAUGAAUGGUAUGAGACUAAUAACCAUCUUUGGCUCGUUGUGGAACUCUGCACAGGUGGUAGUUUGGAAAAGCUGAUUGCUCAAGAUGGUCACCUACCUGAGGAUUCUAUUAAAAGUUUCAGUGUAGAUCUCAUCAGUGGUCUUCACUUUUUACAUUCUUUGAGCAUAAUCUUUUGUGAUUUGCGCCCUUCAAAGGUUCUCUUUGACUGCUAUGGAAAGCUUAAAUAUGCAGAUUUUGGAUUGUCAAAAGCAGAAGAAGAAAAUCUGGAUGAAGUAUUUGAGAAAUUCAUGGAACUUAGUGAAAUUGGAAUCAAAGCUGAUAAGGAGUUGAUCAAGGAAAGAUCUACAAAAGGUUCUCCAACUUAUAUGGCUCCAGAGGUUUUGCAAGGUGGUGGUAUGACUAUCACAUCAGAUAUGUGGUCUUUAGGUUGUGUUCUUUAUGAAAUGUACACAGGUCAUCCCCCAUUUGAAGCAGAAACUCUGACGGACCUUGUGGAGAAAAUUUGUAAUGAUGAUUAUCCGCCCAUAAAAGUAAAAGGUUCUCUGCCAUCUUUAAAACCAUCUCCCGAGUUUCAGGAUUUAAUACAAAAGCUUUUAGAGAAAGAUCCAUCUCAAAGAAUGACAUGGCCGACUCUUGUUUCUCACCCUUUCUGGGAGGGUCUGCUUGAUAACAUUGCCCAAGAGUUUGUGACGGCAUCUCCAGCUGAUUCCAAAACCUCAACAAGUGUACAUUCCUUGAAUUCCAGUAGUGAUUUCAGUUCAUCCAUUUCAGAUUUGAAUAGUUUUAAACCAAAAAUGGCUAAUGCUAGUGAUACUGGUUUUGGCGGUGGACUUUUCACUCUCAGCACUCGACCUUCCUCAACAGUUCCCUCAGAACUACAUGCGGUCUCACCAGCCCAGUCAAGUAUUUCUCCCAGACUUCCAGAAUCAGUGCUGUCUUUCAACAAAUCUGAUAAAAGCAUUACAGAAGUCCUCUAUCAUCCAACAGACUUUAGCAUCACACCGAUCAUUGAUAAUCCUAAAAUAACAAAAGUUCUUCCCUUAAAAUAUGAACCCAAAGUUCUGCCUGUUCCAGCUUAUUCAGUGAAGAAAAUCUUAUCUUUGUCUGAGAAAGGCUUGCAAAAACAUGUCACCAUGAUUUUAGAAUCCGUCCUGAAUGUAGAAAAAGGUCCACCGUCACUGAAGAGGUACCACUUUAUCAGCUAUAUUGGCACUUUGGCUGGCCACUCAACAAUUGCCAAUGUCCUCACCAGGCUAGGUCUGCUGACCCAUUUAGCCAGACAGACCAAAGAAAUGCACAAUGUGGACAUGAAGUUAAAAUUGUGUCGUGUUGCUGGAAUUCUUGCAAAUUCUACCACUUACGUAGAUGAAACGGUCAAUUUAUCAGAGCCUAUCACUAUUUUUAGUGAACUGCUCCGUGAUAAUCUCAAGAAUUUGAAACUUCGACAAGGACUUCUUCCUACUGUCGGUGAACUUUUAUACUUAAUUGCAAGUCAGGAACAUCAGAAAUGUGAAAAUGUUGAAAACUGGGCUGUACCUUCGAUGACUCACACCAUUAUUGGAAAAUGUUGCCGAGAAGAGGAUGAUGUCAUUGGUAAUCACACAGCAGCUAAAGUUAUUGAGAAUGUCACCACAACGCUCGGUUCACAUGCACAGAAAUUUGCAACAAAUGAUAUUGGACAAUCUCUCUGGUAUCUCUACAAACAUACAACAAUGGAUUCUCUCCAGAUAACAGCCUUAUUGGCAUUGUGUCGUAUCACAAGACUAUCAAUUGGAGUCUUCCAAAAUAUUUUGGAUUCAGCCGGCAUAUCAGGAUUACUUGAAACAUUCUCCAGUGGGAUCACCAGAAUACAACAAGCAGUCAUUACAAUGUUUGGUGCUCUUCUUGCUUCUGGUCACUCUAUCCCGCGCUUUUUACAGGAGAAAAAUUUUCUUACACAAAUUAUUCACCUUCUUGACCACCCAUCCGAUGUGAUCAGAGGCAAAACCUUCCUUGUAAUCAGUCAACUGAUAAAAUAUAGUCAUAAAAUGCUACUUCCCUGUUGCCAGUCAAGGCUUGUGAUGUACAUUGAAAGAGAUAGUCGUCAAACUUACAGCACCCCAGAUGGAGAUAUUCGUGAAGGAGCCGAAUAUUUAGCAUCCUGUUUGAAAAUACUUUCUGAAUGUAUUGUUCAGGCCAUUCCCCUUUUAAUGGAGGAAAUUCUUUCAGCUUUGGAUCCCAUAACAGGACGGCAACAUGUGUCCAGUGCUCUAGUCAUUAAACAACUACGUACCGCUCUCCCACAAGUGGCUGUUUUCCAGUAUUUUACUUCAAGUGCUAUUUUUCGUGCAAGAGUUGUAGAUGAUACGUUCUGCAGAAAUCUUGGGGAUUUGCUGAUCCAUGUGAAAAGUAUUGAGAUUCAUGGAACAAACAUUGAUGCUACGAUUGGACCUGGAAGCACGUCUGAAUUUGUCAAUGAGAUUGUGUCAACAAUCUAUACAAUCACCCAGCACCCAGUUCUACUACAAGAACAUUAUGAUGUGAUUACAGGAAUUUUGUUAAGAACCUUAGUCGAGUUAACUGCUUGUCAGAACGCUCCAACUCGUGAAUCCUGCUUAUGGUUAGUAGCUGAAAUGGCAUCAGUUUACCUUGGACAUGAUCUCACAGGCCGGAAAGGUGGACAGUUGACCAGAAAACUUCACAGCAUGGUUGAAGAAUAUCUUCUCCCUCAAUGUGAACAAAUCCUCUUGGAUCAAGACCCUCUUCCAAGCUAUGCUCUCAAACUGUUAGCAGUUUUGCUCAGUCAUAGUCCGAGCUUUAUCAAGCAAAUCGCAAAGCACGGUCUUAUUCCUGUCAUCUUUCAAGUUUUAAUAGAUUACCAACAUAAUCCUCUUUGCAGUUCAGUGAAGACAAUUGUAAAGAUUCUUAAUUGUAUUGUGGGUCAAAGAGAUACGGAUAUGAAUGACUUGUAUGAACAAGGUUUCAUUGACCAACUGAUUGGACUGAUUAUGGCUGUUGUUCCCUGUUGCCUGGACGAAGGAGACACGAGAUAUAAAAUGUCAGUGGAGAUGCUGCAGAAUCUACUCAAUACACUUCAGGCAAACUUGAAAUAUUUGUUUGAUGUUGUCAAGAAAGCUAUCCAGGCUAAAAAGCACGGCGCUGAGGACAUGAAAGAAAGCCACCAUGCUGAACAGUUGCUGCUUCUAAACAAAACAUUUAUUGAACUUGAUUCCAUCCUCACACAAUUGUUAUGUCACAAUGAUUGUGACAUUCAAGAACUUGCUACAAAAUCCUUGUCACUGAUGGCACAGCUUUUUGGCGGAGAAGACAGAGAUGCCCUAUCUCAAGAAAAUAUGGUGUUUUUUUGUCAGGCUUUGCAAACUGCUGACAGCAAAAGGCAAAAGGUCAUUCUGAGGAUUAUUAAGCGUUUUGUCACUGCUGAUAAGUGCCAUGCCGACCACCUGACACAGAAUGGAUCAGAGCUUCUCUCCAUUAUUCAGUCUCUUUUUUUUCUCUCUCCUUUUCUCCCCUCUCUCCUUUUCUCCUCUUUCUCUCUCUCUCUCUCCUUUUCUCCUCUUUCUCUCUCUCUCUCUCCUUUCUCUCUCUCUCUCUCCUCUUUCUCUCUCUUUCUCUCUCUCUCUCCUUUUCUCCUCUUUCUCUCUCUCUCUCCUUUUCUCCUCUUUCUCUCUCUCUCUCCUUUUCUCCUCUUUCUCUCUCUCUCCUUUUCUCCUCUUUCUCUCUCUCUCUCCUUUUCUCCUCUUUCUCUCUCUCUCUCCUUUUCUCCUCUUUCUCUCUCUCUCUCCUUUUCUCCUCUUUCUCUCUCUCUCUCCUUUUCUCCUCUUUCUCUCUCUCUCCUUUUUCUCCUUUUUUCUCUCUCUCUCCUUUUCUCCUCUUUCUCUCUCUCUCUCCUUUUCUCCUCUUUCUCUCUCUCUCUCCUUUUCUCCUCUUUCUCUCUCCAUUUUCAAAAAUAA